UUUUUCUACCGCUAAUCUCCCAGGGAAUAAACAAAACAAAACCCCACCUUUGGCUUAUCACCACUAUAUUUUUCCCUUCCAAAAUCAUCUCUCUCCCUGACUUAUCUUUCAGACUAACAUAUUCUGGGAUUUGUUCUGUGACGGAAGAAGUAAUGACCGCUCCAAACAUGGCGACCAUUACCGCUUCUUUAGAGAGGUCUCUUCAGAACUGUUCGCUAAACCACCAAACAAGAAGCGGUUUAGGCGCAGAUUUUGGCAUAGGAAGCUCAGAUGAGACACCGGAUAAUCAUCAUCUGAUCCCUACCUCGGACACCGCCUUAGAGCUCAACUCCGAUAUGUCUCUCCCUUACCAAUGGGAACAAUGCCUCGAUUUAAAGACAGGGGAGAUUUACUAUAUAAACUGGAGAAAUGGCAUGAAAGCAAAAGAAGAUCCGAGGACCACGGCAGAAUACAGCGGAGAUUUCUACUCAGAAGACGACAGCUCAUACGACAGCGAGGAGUCUUCGUCGGAGUCGUCACCUUCCUCCAGAGAGCAUUACCGGGUAGAGAAAGGCCAUAAAGACCAUGUUUUGGUUGUGGCCGGGUGCAAGAGCUGUCUCAUGUAUUUCAUGGUGCCCAAACAGGUUGAAGAUUGCCCCAAAUGCGGCGGUCAACUUCUUCACUUUGAUCGAUCCGAAAAUGGAUCUCCGUGAAUGAGAUUUCUUAUCUGAAUGAGAUUCCGUUUUUCUACAAAAACCCCUUUGCUCUUUGAAAAGUUUCAUUGUGGAUUGAUGAAAUGGGAGUCAAAUGGGUUUGGUUAUUUGUUUUCCGUUGUUCUUCCACUAAUUGCUGUUAUUAAUUUUUUUUCCUAAA
This is a messenger RNA of Alnus glutinosa, 852 nucleotides long. RefSeq names its product protein CURLY FLAG LEAF 1. Gene Ontology annotation, molecular function: protein binding. Lineage: Eukaryota; Viridiplantae; Streptophyta; Magnoliopsida; Fagales; Betulaceae. The transcript is spliced from 2 exons. Bases 153 to 692 code for a protein of 179 amino acids. The record is from RefSeq and is a predicted model, not a curated record.